CAGAGCCAGAGGGUUGCCUGGAGGCCCACGAGCAAGGACACUUAGCCCACCUUGCUGCACCAUCUGCCCUCCAGGCUGCCAGGCGGGAUGUGGAGCAGGACUUUGGAGAAGCAGUCAUGGAGGGACAGCAGUCAGAGCCCUUCUCCGUGUCUUAUCCACAGACUUGACCACAUUGUGAUGACAGUAAGGAGCGUUAAAAACACCACUAUGUUUUAUUCCAAGAUCCUGGGCAUGGAGGUCAUGACUUUCAAGGGGGACCGGAAAGCAUUGUGUUUUGGAGACCAGAAAUUUAACCUCCACGGUGGGAAAGAAUUUGAACCCAAAGCCGCUCACCCAGUCCCCGGAUCCCUGGAUAUAUGUCUGAUCACAGAGGUGCCUUUGGAGGAAAUGGUCCAGCAUCUCAAGGCUUGUGAUGUCCCCAUUGAGGAGGGUCCAGUCCCCAGAAUGGGGGCAAAGGGGCCCAUCAUGUCCAUCUACUUUCGGGACCCUGACAGAAACUUGAUUGAGGUGUCCAACUAUAUCUCCUCGUGACGGAGGCUGGCUGUCCUCCUCUCUGUCCCCUGCGAUGUCGCCCUCUCCCUUCCUUCCUGCAAACCCUCACCCAGGCCCAGCCUUCAAGGACUGAGGACUUGGGCACUUCACACAUCCUGCUGGGGGAUCUGAGGUGGAUUUGGGACCAACAAGUCUGAAUGUCCUCCAUCCAGUAAAUUGAUAACCUUUCAAUUAAUGUAAGCUCUUCAUUUUUAUUGUCUCAGCAUUCUGUAUGGGUGUUCAUCGAGGAUGUGAGGUCUCUGAGCUAUUUGAGGGGUCAGUGACCAGGGUAUGACAUCUCUGAGGACCAAAUCCAGGGUCAUCCCCUUGGGAUUCCAGGCCCUUGACAGAUAUCUCCUCGUUGGUGAGCCCAUCCUUUUUCGCCCUUUAUCUUUCACCUCACUUCUUCCAAGUGCUGCCUGCCGUUUCCUCUACCCCAUAGGCUUGACUGAACCCCAAGGUCUCUAUGAUUCCCACAGGGUCUUCAAGGACCAGCCCAGAUUAUGCUACCUUUUUCCUGGAAUGCCUUAGCUGGUCUCACCCCCAGGGAAUGUGGCAUUUUCCAUCUUUGGAUCUGGCAGGUUCAGACUCAUCUCAACUGAGGCUCAGCUCCUGACAGAGUAGGCGGGACAAGGACAAAUUUCCUCUGUUUCUGUCCCCUCCCUCCACCAUUCACUCAUUCAGUUACCCAAUAAAUGUAUACUGAGCACCUACUGCGUGCUUGGCCCUGUUCCAGGCAUUGGAGAGACAGUGUUGAACAGGAGAGAUAAGCAUAUCUAUGUUGGUGGAGCUGCCAUUCUAGUGGGAGACAGAAAAGAAAUAAAAUUAAGCAAAGAAAACAUCAAGUGUGUUAGAGGAUGAUAAGUGCUUUGGAGAAAAAGAAAAUAUGGAAAGGUCGCCAAACAGAUAAAAAUCGCUGGGGCAAUUUUCCAAUGGGUAAUGGGAUGGGCAGGGGAAACCUCACUGAGAAGGAGACAUUUGUGCACAGACCCAAAGAGAUGAGGGAGGGAGCCGCCAAGAUAGCUGGAGAAAGAGCAUACCAAGCAGUGAGAACAGCCAGUGCAAAGGCCCUGAAGCACGAAGGGGCCUGGUGUGUGUGUAUGUGAAGAAUAGUGAGAAGGCCAGUGCAGCAAAGCAGGGUGAGUGGUGGGGGAGCAGCAGGAGGUGAGGUCAGAGAGGUGGUGGGGGACAGACUGUGUAGGGCCCUGUGGGCCAUGGAGAGGACUCUGGCCUUUACUCUGAGUGACGGGAGCUGCCAGAUGGUC
This is a messenger RNA of Vicugna pacos (alpaca), 1796 nucleotides long. RefSeq names its product glyoxalase domain containing 5 (gene GLOD5). NCBI's taxonomy places the organism in Eukaryota, Metazoa, Chordata, Mammalia, Artiodactyla, Camelidae. The record is from RefSeq and is a predicted model, not a curated record.